AUGGCGGCCCCUGUAAUUGAAACAUGCCAUGUCGCUUGUUGUGCGAACAAGACACCGAAUGUUGUUUCUUGGAGUCGUGGAGGAACCAUUGCUUUUGGGACAUGUAACUCAGUGGCUCUUUAUGACCCGCAGGAGAAACGAGUUGUCGCUGUGCUGAAUGGACACGCAGGCAGAGUGAAUGCAGUCCAGUGGGUUCACAGAGAGGACUGUGCUCUGGAGAGUUAUCUUGUCUCAGGAGGUUCAGACAAUCGGCUCAUCCUCUGGGAGGCUCAAAAUGAGAAGUUCAUCCAGUCAGUGGAGUGCAAGGGUCACACUGCUCCAAUUUGUGCUGUGGAUGCCAUUUAUGUGGAGGGUUCAAAGAUCCUGGUGGCCUCAUCAGCAUCCGACUCCACAGUCAGACUGUGGCUCUGCAACGAAAACAAAGAAGCUGAGUGCCUCCAUAUCAUAUCAUUUGGCAGCGGUUUCAUGAUGGAUGUCUCUCUGGCACUGUUGCCAGGCAGCAGAGUUCCUGUACUGGCCUGCGGGGGUGAUGACUCGCGGGUGCAUCUGUACGUGCAGUCCAAUGGACAGCAGUUCCAGAAAGCUAUGUCAUUACAAGGACAUGAAGACUGGGUUCGUGGGGUGGCAUGGGCAUCUGUAGGUGGGGAGCUGUUAUUAGCCAGCUGUUCCCAGGACUGUCUCAUCAGAGUGUGGAGGCUGUGUGCCAAGUCUGGGACAGACACCCGCACAAAGGACGAUCACACCAUCAUCAAAAUGAAAGAGGACGUUUUUGAAGUGAGGGACAGAGAUGUGUCCUCAGUGUUUGCUGUGUCCCUUGAGACGGUCCUGGCAGGUCAUGAGAACUGGGUCUAUGGAGUCCACUGGCAGCAUCCUUUCUACAAAGGUGGCGAAUUGCAACAGCCUCUAAGUCUGCUCUCUGCUUCCAUGGACAAAACCAUGAUCCUCUGGGCUCCUGAGGAGGGAUCUGGAGUCUGGGUGGAGCAGGUGCACGUAGGGGAGGUUGGUGGCAACACUCUGGGUUUCUAUGGCUGCCAGAUAAGCCCGGAUGGCUCCAUGAUUGUUGCCCAUGCUUUUCAUGGAGCGCUACAUCUCUGGUGCAAGGACCAAGACAAAGAGGGAGAGUGGAGGCCUGGAGUCGUUAUAUCAGGUCAUUUCAGUGCGGUCCAGGACCUCAGCUGGGAUCCUGAGGGUGAGUUCAUCCUCAGCGUGGGCUCAGACCAGACCACGAGACUCUUCACUCCAUGGAGGCAAGAAGAUGGAAAACUGGCAACCUGGCAUGAAAUCUCACGGCCACAGAUCCAUGGCUACGACAUGCAGUGUCUGGCCAUGAUCGGACGGUUUCAGUUUGUGUCUGGAGCUGAUGAGAAGGUCCUGAGAGUGUUUCAAGCACCUCGUAAUUUUGUGGAGAACUUUGCUAAUAUUUCUGGGACAUCAAAGGAAAAGCUGCUGACAUCCAGUGACUCUGCCAACCUCCCAGAAGGAGCCAGCACACCUGCCCUGGGUCUGUCCAACAAGGCUGUAUUUCAAGGUGACCUUGCCCCAAAAACCACUGAAGGAAAGGAGCAGUUCAACAGUAUAUCUGAUCAAUACCAGGAGUCAUACUUCCACCCGCUCAACAUGACCGAGCCACCACCAGAGGAUCAUCUUCUCCAGAACACACUCUGGCCUGAGGUCCAGAAACUGUACGGCCACGGUUUUGAGAUGUUCUGUCUCGCAUCUGACAGCGCCAGGACGGUGGUGGCAUCCGCAUGCAAGGCAUCUAAAGCCGAGCAUGCAGCAGUGCUCCUGUGGAGUACAGCUACGUGGCGCCAGCUGCAGACGCUGCCUUGCCACACCCUCACCGUCACCCAGAUGGCCUUCUCACCUGAUGCACAACUCCUGUUAGCGGUUUCCCGUGAUCGUACAUGGUCUUUAUGGAGACGGAACCUGCCCACGCCCGAAAGUCCAGAGCCGCAGUUCUCGCUGCACGCACACACAGGGAAGGACACAGCCGUACACACUCGAAUCAUCUGGUCAUGUGACUGGAGCCCCGACAGCAAAUACUUUGUGACAUCCAGUCGGGACAAGAAGGUGAUCGUGUGGGGCCCGUGCAGAUUAGAGGACACCGAAGACUCCGUGCCUCCUCCUGAGAUUAAACCCUGUUCCUCCGUCUUGGAUGUGGGCGAUGCGGCUACUGCUGUAGCUUUCUGCCCUGUAUUCUGCUCUGAUAACAGCUACCUGCUCGCAGUCGGCUUGGAGUGUGGGAGAAUCCUGCUGUACAGGUGGAGCCCUGAGCAGGAGUGUGCUGGAGAACUUGGCUGGGUCAGCUGUGGAGAAACAGACACCUUACAAAGCCACGCUUUGGCAGUCAAGAGGCUCCGCUGGAGGCCCAGGGCCGGCCAAGCGGGUCGAGAGAACAAUAAGAAGGAUGGACAGGCUGACGGAGAGAGUGAAAUCGAGGAGGAGAGCUCCUGGGUCCAGCUUGCCAGCGCCAGCGCCGACCACACUGUCAAAAUCUUCAACAUCAACAAACUGGCUCUUUAGCACCACCAACACUGACACUAUUAUGCCCCUCACACACAGAGAGACACUUGGACUGAGGGCCACAGGCCUGACUAGGGCACCAAGGCCACAGCUGCUCACUGGCAAGCCAUUCACUCCCUGUGACAACAAGUCCAGUCAUGGGUCAGUCUCAGGACAAACCAACAACACACAUGCCCCGCAGUCUGUCUACACACAGCUGAAUGGAUUUGAUGGGUGGAAGAAAGAUGGUGAAAACACCAUGACCUUAGGGUGGUAUUUUGCUUAGACACUUCAAAGUGUUAUAGACUGAGAGAAGAGGACACCGCUAGAUAUCUAUACAGAUCGCAUAUUUAGACAGGUUAUCCAAGUAAACAGUUAUACAGUGAACUGUAUUGUUAAAGCAACUCAUCAAGGAAGUAAUCAGAUCAUCAUGACCAUGCUAUUCUCUCUGAUCAUUAAUCGUACACUAUGUAUGGUGUUUAUUUGUUUAAUGACCAAUCAAUAAAAACGUUUUCUAUAUCUACAA
Seriola aureovittata is the source of this 3028-nucleotide messenger RNA. RefSeq names its product elongator acetyltransferase complex subunit 2 (gene elp2). Gene Ontology annotation, molecular function: protein binding. The coding region runs from base 1 to 2523 and encodes 840 amino acids. Lineage: Eukaryota; Metazoa; Chordata; Actinopteri; Carangiformes; Carangidae. Gene Ontology annotation, cellular component: elongator holoenzyme complex. Gene Ontology annotation, biological process: tRNA wobble uridine modification. The transcript has 22 exons. The record is from RefSeq and is a predicted model, not a curated record.